AGCAUUGUGGUGACCCGGGACCUGGGCUGGAUUAACGGGACGCGGGACAGAGGACAGGGCGCGCUCCCCAAGGGAAUAUCUGCGGACGACAUGACUUUGGCACUCCGGGAGUUUUUUCCUCUUGUGACAUGCACGGUCCUGAUGGUGGCCGUCCAGUGUGGGGCAGAUCGUCUUCCUCCACCAAGGCAGCUGUCAUACAGGUGGAACAACCCGUUUAAUCUUCGCCUGUAUUGGGAUACGCCGAAUCUGACGGGGGUCUGUCCGUUCAAGUAUGAAGUGCAUAGUUCACUGGAGACGGAGAAGAUGGCAGACAAUUUUUACAACACCUGUGUCACCACAGAGAACAUGGGUUCUGAUGGUUUGACGUUCACUGUGAAAACUGUCGCCAAGGAGGAAAAGUCAUCUUGUGAAUCGAGCACACCUUUGAACAUCACCAUUGAUCCAAAAGGCAAACUGGUGACAGACUUUGAAUGUCUGUUCUACUCCAAAAGGGCCAUGAACUGUUCCUGGACGCCAAAAAAUCCUUCUCUUGACCUGGAGGUUUUCUAUGGGUGGUGUAAGAAUGAAAAUAAAAAUAAAACCCUCUCAGCAUGUGAGCACCUUUACAGCGAAGGAACGAGAAGGGGCUGUCGCUUAAUAAUAGAGCACCUCACCAAUGAUGUCUGCAUACUGCUGAGAGGGACUCUGAAUGGCUUGUCUGUUGAGAACACCUUCAAACGCAGACCUACUUAUCACGUGAAAGCCCCUCCACCGAAGCUGACCGUCACAGAGGAAGGAGACAAGCUCAAGCUGAGCUGGACAGCUCCAGAUGUUGGACUAAAGGAAAACAGCUGGAGCUACAGCAUCAACUACAGCAAGUGUGGUUCACUUCAGAACCACACAGUGGAUGGAUACAGUCUCGAUGUGCCGUACGAUAAGAGAUGCCGUUACACCUUCCAAAUCAUGGGAAACAUCAAACGCGACUAUGGGAAAGGAGAGAGCCUCAUAAGUGAAGCUGUAACUCAUGGUGUGGAUGACUGGUCACUAACUGUGGCGAUUAUUCUUAUUCCGGCCAUUCUCUCCAUCUGUGUCAUCUUGUCCUGCUAUUGCUUGAGGAGGCACCGAGCCAUUAUUUGCCCCAUUGUGCCAGAUCCAUCGGUGAUAUUCAAGGAAAUGAUGAUGAACAGAAGCAGGGAACCGAAGACGACAAAGAAUCUGUACAUCCCCGUGCCAGAAGUCGUGGAGUCCUGCAACAUUGCGCUUGUGGCCGAGGCUGCCCCCCCUCAGCAAAACUCCUGACAGACAUGAACUGAUGUUUAGCAAUGCUGUCGAUGCCACAGCCCUCCCACCAUCCUGCCUGAGUAAGAGUGACAAUUUCAACACUUAUUCCUGAAGGUGGAAGUGGAGCAGCGCUGCUGAGGACUGUGAACUGAGUCCUGAAUCCAUGGAGCCACUUCAAAAAAAAAAAAGAAAAGAAGGCUGGGCACUUUUGGAACCUGAAAUGCUGUAUUUC
Molecule: messenger RNA, 1492 nt
Organism: Myripristis murdjan (pinecone soldierfish)
Lineage: Eukaryota; Metazoa; Chordata; Actinopteri; Holocentriformes; Holocentridae
Product: interleukin-13 receptor subunit alpha-2-like
Exons: 10
Coding region: 91-1278 (395 amino acids)
Biological process (GO): cytokine-mediated signaling pathway
Cellular component (GO): external side of plasma membrane
Molecular function (GO): cytokine receptor activity; protein binding
Source: RefSeq, a predicted model, not a curated record